AUGGCAGAACAACCGGUACAUUCUCCUGCCAUGGAACAAGAAAACAAAUUGUCGACGGCACACGUCGAGGACUCUCAGCAUACUAUCCCCGAGAAGACUCACAAUGGCGACACGGCACUUGCGCUGUUCGCCCAUGGAGAUGGUCAAAAUGAACCGAUCGAUCCAGCAGAGGACAAGCGACUGGUACGCAAAAUAGACUGGAUGAUUUUGCCCUUCUUAUCAAUUUGCUAUGCGUUCUACUAUAUUGACAAAACCACCCUCUCCUAUGCGGCUAUAUUCGGCAUCAACGAGGAUCUAGGUCUCUCAGGCGAGCAGUAUUCCUGGCUAUCCAGUGUAUUCUACUUUGGCUUUCUGGUCUGGAGUGUACCGACAAACUUCCUCCUCCAGAAGUUCCCAGUGGGCAAAUAUCUGGGUGUAAAUAUUAUUCUCUGGGGAGUCUUUCUAAUGCUCCAAGCCGUUGCAAAAAACUUCGUCCAACUCGCCGUCCUUCGUGUCAUCUCCGGAGCCGCAGAAGCAUGCAGUGACCCGGCUUUUAUGCUGAUCACGAGCAUGUGGUACACUCGUCGUCAGCAGCCUAUUCGAAUUGGUCUGUGGUAUACGGCAAACGGUGCUGGCAUUGCCAUCGGUGGCUUACUGGGUUAUGGCAUCGGGCAGAUCAAAGGUGCACUCGCUUCAUGGAAAUAUGAAUUUCUUAUCAUCGGUGCGCUCUGUUCUAUCUGGGGUAUUGUGAUUACUAUCUUCCUGCCUGAUUCACCCGUCACAACGCGGUACCUUUCCAACCGAGAGAAGUGGGUUGCUAUCGAGCGGCUACGAGAUAACCAGACCGGAGUCGAGAACAAGCAUCUCAAAUGGGCCCAGGUCUGGGAAGCAUUGACAGACUGGAAGGUGUGGACAUUUCUUCUACUAGGACUGUCAGGGAAUAUACCCAACGGUGGUAUCUCAAACUUCGGAACUCUGAUCAUUCAAGGCUUUGGCUUUUCCACUCUGGUCACAACCCUCAUGCAAAUUCCCUACGGCACGCUCAUAGCCAUCCUAAUCCUCCUCGCCGUCUUCCUCAACGACCGCCUCCCACCGAAUAACCGCUGCUACGUGACCAUCCUCUUCCUUCUCCCCAACGUCGCCGGUUCAUUCGGCCUCGCAUACAUCCCUGAAUCCAACAAAGUUGGCCGGUUGAUCUGUUACUAUCUCACGGGAUCCUACAACGCUUCAUUUGUACUCAUUCUCUCAAUACUCACUGCGAAUAUCGCCGGGCAUACGAAGAAGGUCGUCACGAAUGCUAUGAUCUUCCUGGGUGUUUGUGCGGGUAACAUCGCAGGGCCAUUCUUUUACAAAGACAGCCAGGCGCCGCGCUACCCGCUGGGGAUCUGGUCGAUGAUCGUGGCGAAUUUUAUCGAGAUUGCUCUGGUGCUUAUGCUGAGGGUUGCGUUGGCGUUGGAGAAUCGGAGACGGGAUCGGGUGCAGGCUGAGCAGGGACGGAGGGACCUCGAUGAGACGGCAUUUAGUGAUUUGACAGACAAGGAGAAUCUCAACUUUCGGUAUAUUUACUAG
This is a messenger RNA of Aspergillus ruber CBS 135680, 1548 nucleotides long. RefSeq names its product MFS general substrate transporter. Gene Ontology annotation, biological process: transmembrane transport. The record is from RefSeq and is a predicted model, not a curated record. The transcript is spliced from 4 exons. Gene Ontology annotation, molecular function: transmembrane transporter activity. Lineage: Eukaryota; Fungi; Ascomycota; Eurotiomycetes; Eurotiales; Aspergillaceae. Bases 1 to 1548 code for a protein of 515 amino acids. Gene Ontology annotation, cellular component: membrane.